GGUCUCAGUCCUGACGUUACAGCCAAAAUGAAGUGGAUUUUUGUCGUCCUGGGGGUCUUCGCCGGCGCGGUCUGGGGAGCACCUGUCGCGGAAGAGCCUCUGCUCCUGUUCGUGGAAGAUGACGCCCAACAGUCCCUGGCUAUCAUCAACGCCGACCAGCAGCAGCCGUUCGUGCCCAUCGAGAUCCCAGAGGACAAAAAUUUCCGUUAUCUGACGAGGGACUUCGAAGGAGAUACCUACCAGUUCGGCUACAACACGGGCAACACCUUCGACAAGAACGGGGUACCCGAAGCUAACAUGUUCCGGCACGAGAUGAGACGCCAAGACGGUACGGUUGUCGGACGGUAUGGCUAUGUGGAUCCAGAGGGAGUGGAGCGUGUCUUCAACUACGUGGUGGAUGAGGACGGAUACAGACUUCUGGAGGCCGGAGACUUCCUAGCGCUUGAUGUUGUGCAGGAGGUGCCCCAAGAUGAAGAGGAGUUGAACAAGGCACGAUUGGACUUGCCUCUUGAAGAACAGAGGACCCCCAUCGUCCUCCCUGUUAUCCCCGAGGGUGCUGCCGACCUCAGCAGUGACGCUGGCACCUACGGGUAUAUCACUGUUCUUUAAGAGAGAGAGAUAGAAGGAGGAGGAGGAGGAGGAGAGGAUAUCGUGUUAAGUGUUAAGAAAGAUGAAAGAAAAAGAAGAUAGAUAGUAGCUGUAAAGAUAGCGAGUUAUCAUUUUUAAUUCGCGGUUUUGAAUACGGGUAAAUUUCUUGUUCUUUUCUUUCUCUUCGUAAUGAGUUAACGCGAGCUAAGGAAAAAAAGGAAAACAAAACAAUGCUCAAGCAAAUAUAAAACAAAAAUAAAAAAGCCUUAGCUUGCGUUUCUUCAUUAUCUAUUUAUUUGAAUAUUUAUUUAUUUAUUUAUUGACGCCCACGUUUUUCCGGUGACGGGGAACCGGCGUCGAGAAUUGCACUGCUGACAAUCCCAUGUUGUUUAGGGCUGGUUGUUCACUGUUGUUCAUCGGUGAAUAAGAGACCCUGAUCUUUUUUUUUCUUUUGCUGACUUUUGUGACGUGACUUUUUGACUUGAUUUACUUUUGCGACUUUUUUUGUUUUUGUUUACAAAUGACUGUUGUUAUUUUCUUUAUGACGGCGUUUCAGCUUUUUUUCUUACAGACAAGUGACACUUUUGUUUUUAGUUAAACACGUACGACUUUUUACUUGACUUGUGACAUACAGUCAAACAGGCCUCAUAUACUUGCAAAAAAUAAGACAUUUUACUUGACUAAGACAUCAUACUUUGUUACUGACAAUCACAGACAUCAUCAUAAAAUAAUAAAUGGAAAAAAAAAAUAUAUAAAAUUUUGUUUUAGAAAAUGUGAAAAAUAUUCAAAACAGAAAAAUCGGCAAAUUAAACAAUAUACAGACAUGACGCAUAAACGCAUAAUCAAUUAUUACAGUAUUAUCGACUCAGACGUGAAAAAAAGGUUAUUAAAAAAAACACAAAAAUGACUUAGACAAUUUCUUCUCUGUAAACUGGUAUUUUUGACUUUGUUAUUGAAGCUUUAAGUAUGUGUGAAUGUUGUUAAUUGUUAUAUUUGUUACUAUUGUUACCAUAACAGUCCCCAACCACGUAAAAUUCUAAAAAAAAAAAAAUAAAGUUGUUA
Molecule: messenger RNA, 1650 nt
Organism: Penaeus chinensis
Lineage: Eukaryota; Metazoa; Arthropoda; Malacostraca; Decapoda; Penaeidae
Product: cuticle protein 6-like
Exons: 4
Coding region: 28-609 (193 amino acids)
Cellular component (GO): chitin-based extracellular matrix
Molecular function (GO): structural constituent of chitin-based larval cuticle
Source: RefSeq, a predicted model, not a curated record